Enhydra lutris kenyoni (northern sea otter) is the source of this 1744-nucleotide messenger RNA. RefSeq names its product mitogen-activated protein kinase 15. The record is from RefSeq and is a predicted model, not a curated record. Gene Ontology annotation, cellular component: nucleus; cytoplasm. Gene Ontology annotation, molecular function: ATP binding; MAP kinase activity. Gene Ontology annotation, biological process: intracellular signal transduction; protein phosphorylation. NCBI's taxonomy places the organism in Eukaryota, Metazoa, Chordata, Mammalia, Carnivora, Mustelidae. The coding region runs from base 65 to 1744 and encodes 559 amino acids. The transcript has 14 exons.
CAACCGGAUUCAACAGUUCCAGCCCCGCAGGUGUCCGGAGGCCUCCGGACGCCCACCCGACGGCAUGUGCGCGGCGGAGGUGGACCACCACGUAGCCCAGCGAUACCUGCUCAAGCGGCGGCUGGGAAAGGGGGCCUAUGGCAUCGUGUGGAAGGCAGUGGAUAGGAGGACUGGUGAGGUUGUGGCCAUCAAGAAAAUCUUCGAUGCCUUUAGAGAUAAGACGGAUGCCCAGAGAACGUUCCGGGAAAUCACACUGCUCCAGGAACUUGGGGACCAUCCCAACAUCAUCCGCCUCCUGGAUGUGAUCCGGGCGGAGAACGACAGGGACAUUUACCUCGUGUUUGAGUCUAUGGACACGGAUCUGAACGCCGUCAUCUGUAAAGGCAGGCUGCUGAAGGACACCCACAAACGCUACAUCAUCUACCAGCUCCUGCGGGCCACCAAGUUCAUCCACUCGGGACAUGUCAUCCACCGGGACCAGAAGCCGUCCAACAUUCUCCUGGACUCCAGCUGCUCGGUGAAGCUCUGUGACUUUGGUCUCGCCCGCUCCCUCGGUGGCCUCCCUGAGGGGCCUGAGGGCCAGGCCCUGACAGAUUACGUGGCCACGCGCUGGUACCGGGCUCCCGAGGUGCUGCUGUCCUCCAGCUGGUACACCCCCGGGGUGGACAUGUGGAGUCUGGGCUGCAUCCUGGGGGAGAUGCUUCGGGGAAGGCCCCUGUUCCCAGGCACGUCCACGCUGCACCAGCUGGAGCUCAUCCUGGAGACCAUCCCACCGCCGUCCAAGGAGGACCUCCUGGCUCUUGGCUCAAGCUACAGUGCCUCGAUCCUGCCCUGCCUACGGGCCUGGCCACGGCAGCCGCUGGACACCCUCCUGCCGCCAGACACACCCCCGGAGGCCUUGGAUCUCCUCAGGGGCCUCCUGGUAUUUGCCCCCGACAAGCGGCUCAGCGCAGCCCAGGCACUGCAGCACCCCUACGUGCAGAGGUUCCACUGCCCGGCCCGUGAGUGGACCCUGGAUUCAGCUGUGCGGCUCCCGGUGCUCGAAGGAGUUCAGCUCUCAGCCCCCGAGUAUCGCAGCCGCGUCUAUCAGAUGAUCCUGGAGCGCAGGGCCAACAGCCGGGUCCCCAGAGAGAAGGGCGUGGGGGGCACACCCCCGGGCGCAGAACCCGGCGCCCCCCCGCCCCAGGCGCACCUGCUCGGACCCAGCGCCGCCCCUCCGCCGACUCCGGGCUCGCCCACGCGGAACCCCGGACGCAGACCUCAGAGCGGCCCGGCUCAGCGGCCCGCGCCGGACGUCGCCCGCGGAGCCAAGAACCUUCCACGGCAGAACUCGGCCCCCCUGCUCCAGCCUCCGCCCCCACGAGGUCUCGGGAGAGGGGAGAGGCCCCCUGCGGCGACGCCGGAGGCCCCCUCGGCACCCUCGUGGGUGAAGCCCAGUGGCAAGGGGGCGGCCCCCUCCCUCGCCAGGCAGGCCGCCGCCCGGGUGGCCAUCCAGGCCCUAGUCCGGAGCGACUGGAACCCGGGCCGAGAGCUGCGCGCGAGCGGUGCGCGACGGGUCCCUCGCGGGCUUCCCGCCGACGGCCGGCCCGAGCCCCGGCCCGGCCGGAGGAUGUUCAGCACCUCGGCCUCGCAGGGGGUCCAGGGCGCCGCAAGAGCUGCGCUCGGGGGCUACUCUCAAGCGUACGGUACCGUCUGCCGCUCGGCACUGGGCCGCCUGCCGCUGCUCCCGGGUCCCCGCGCCUAA